Molecule: messenger RNA, 2106 nt
Organism: Solea senegalensis (Senegalese sole)
Lineage: Eukaryota; Metazoa; Chordata; Actinopteri; Pleuronectiformes; Soleidae
Gene: chmp7
Product: charged multivesicular body protein 7
Exons: 10
Coding region: 301-1647 (448 amino acids)
Biological process (GO): late endosome to vacuole transport via multivesicular body sorting pathway; vesicle budding from membrane
Cellular component (GO): ESCRT III complex; cytoplasmic side of plasma membrane; multivesicular body
Source: RefSeq, a predicted model, not a curated record
GGCUGUUUACCAACCGCCAUUAAAAGGGGAAAGAAGCUGUUGUUAUGAUUGUCAGUAACGUGGUGUUAGCUUGUCUUGUAUCUCAGUUUAAAUAAACCAUGAUAAAGUGAGAGUUUCGCCGCGUCUGCGUCCUGUGAGUUCGUUCUGAGUUACUUCAGAAUUGUGACUCAGCACACGGUAGCGGAGAUUAACGGCUAACAAACGAGCUAACGUCAGUGGCCAGUGCCUCCUGGUGGCUGGCGUGUGGACACGAAGUGAACCAGACCAGGGUUUGGUUCCAGUUUCACAUAAUUAUUACAAAUGUCCGACGCCACCGGGAUGACGCUGCCCCCGGACUGGGACGACGACGAGCGGAUGAACUUCAUGUUCUCCGACUUCAAGGAGAAUCGAGACGUGAACACGACGGACUGGGACAGUAAGAUGGACUUCUGGACAACUGCGAUCCUGAAGAGCUGCAGGGACAGAAGAACCGUGUGUGUCAGUCUGCAGGAGCUCAACAGCAUCUUCAGGAGGAAGGAGAAAUCCCCCCUGGGCCUGUCCACUGUCCUCCAGUCCAUGCUAAGAUGUGGGAAGAUCCAGAGGGAGUCAGAGUUUGCUGUAGACUGUGGCUGGGUGUCCUGGGCGGUCGGCCUGCUCCUGGUCAAACCUCUGAAAUGGACCUUCUCCUCUCUGGUUGGAAGCAGGCGGCUCUCUCUGGAGGAGUCCUUUGUUGUCAUCGAACUUGUCAAGGAGAAAGCGGCAGAACUCCUCCAGGCGUACAAGAGCAGUGAGUUUGCGUGUCGCUCCCUCCUGUCAUUUCACGAGCUCCGCGUUCUCUCCUCUAAAGUCUGUGCUGAUGAAAGCACCCUGUGCAUGGCUCUACUGCAGCUGCAGAGGGAAAAACAAGUGAUGGUGUCACUGCACGAAGGCGAAAAGAUUGUUAAAUUUCGUCAGCGUUUCAGUAUCACUCCAGUCAAUGAUGUGGACAUAGGCGUCUACCAGCUGCAGAUCAGUGAGAAGCUGCUGGAGGAGCAGGUGAACAAACUGGGCUUGGAGUCAGACAGGUGCAGAGAGGAGGCGAGGGCUCUGCUGCGGCAAGGGAAGAAAUCACAGGCACUAAAGAGUCUGAGAGGCUGCAAGAGGUUAGAAAAGAGAGCAGACAACUUGCUUGCCAGUUUGGAGACGAUCCGAGGAAUCCUGGAGAGAAUAGCCCAGUCGCAGACGGAUAAGACGGUGAUGCAGGCGUAUCAGGCUGGAGUGUCUGCCCUCAGGCUCUCUCUGAAGGAUGUGACUGUGGAACGUGCAGAGAACCUCGUGGAUCAAAUCCAAGAGUUAUGUGACACCCAAGAUGAGGUGAAUCAGACUUUAUCCAGCGGUGUGUCCAGCGCAGAUGUGGACCUGGAUGAUUUGGAGGAAGAACUGAAAGCCUUGUUGGACGAGUCGAAGCCCGAUUUACCCGAGGUUCCGAAAAACCCUGUGCGACCCUACGUGGGGCCUGGCCUCUCCGUGGACGAGCUGUCCAGCUUGCUGCCCGCUGUCCCUCACUGUCCUGUCAACGUCACCACUGAGCGGCUGGAGGACGAGCUGAGCCACUUGACUCUCACCGAUUCAGGAGUUGGAGUGAAGAAAGCACCGUCGCCUGCCAAGAGACUAGAGCCUGUGCAGUGACGACGUCACCGAACGUACGAAAAAGGUCUCUGCAUUAACAUAUCUUGUUUGGGCCACACUUUUAAACAAAUGCACUUAAGUAGAAAAUUAGCAGUUGCUAAAAAUAAAAGGUGUUUUAUAAAAAUAAAUAUCUAAGUAAACUCCUACGUGUGUGUAAAAUGAUGUAAAUUGAUCUGGAUGGAAUUUUAGAAAUGCCUAUUUUUUAAAAUGGCUCUCAAUUCAUUCUUACAAACAGCAGCAUUUCUGGUUUAUUGUGAUGUAUUGAUUGAAAGCGUCCGUCUUCUGUAAAAUGUAAUUAAGUGGCCUUUUUUGAAGUGUAAAUAUAAACAGAAGGUUGUGCUAAAUGUGUGUAUGAUCAGUCUCACGACAUCUUACACAAUGUGUGUGCGAACUGAGAAGUUAAAUCUCCCGUGAGUUGAACCACACGUGCUUCUCAGAGUAAAGGUUAUUUUAAUCACU